Molecule: messenger RNA, 471 nt
Organism: Fusarium vanettenii 77-13-4
Lineage: Eukaryota; Fungi; Ascomycota; Sordariomycetes; Hypocreales; Nectriaceae
Exons: 1
Source: RefSeq, a predicted model, not a curated record
ACCCGACUACUGACAGUCCCUUCCGUGCCAUUCCAGAGCCACGGGGAUGGUAGCUACUCCGGCAAUGACCUAAAAACCAUUAUAGUCGAUUCUCGAUACGCUUCUUCAGUGGAUAAAACGGGGCAGACGUUGAUUCCACCCACGCUGAAACGAUUCGCCCAAACCUUUCAGGACGACCUUGCCUCGCUUCUGAACUCUAGGCCACGCCUCAUACAAGGAAGAAAAGCUGAGAAGAACUCCAUCUUUAUCACAAUCGACGAAAAGGGCCUGUACCUGGACGCCGCCAAGCGCCACACAUCGGAAGGAUAUACUCUCAAGGUUGAUAAAAACGGCAUCUCUCUCAUAGGAGCCAGCCCUUUGGGAGCAUGGUGGGGUACUCGAACCAUCCUGCAAGCUCUGGCUCUCAGAGGUCGGCUACCUUUUGGAUCUACCACUGAUGCACCGGGAUGGGGGCAAAGGGGUAUCAUGGUG